UUAUCUUUCAGGUAAGGUCACCGCGUACUUAAAUCAGCGGGACUUCGUGGACCACAUCACCCACACCUCCCCUGUGGACGGUGUGGUUGUUGUGGACCAUGAUUACCUGCAUGGAAGGAGGGUCUUCGCGCGCGUGGCGGUCACGUACCGCUACGGUCGCGAAGAGGAUGAGGUCAUGGGACUUCACUUCAGCAAGGAGCUCGAGCUCGUCAACACCGAGGUCGCUCCUCAUGCUGGAGACGUCCAAAUGACCGAUGUCCAGGAACGACUCAUCAAGAAGCUGGGUGCUAACGCCUACCCCAUCAGCGUGAAUCUUCCCCAGAACGCUCCCUGCUCCGUUUCCCUUGAUAGUGGAGAUGAAAUGUCUACCCAGCCUCUUGGUGUGAUCUACGAUCUCAGGCUGUAUGUUGCUGACCGCAAGGAGGAACGUCCCCACAAGCGGAACUCCGUCGGCUUUGCUGUCCGAAAGGUCCAGUACGCCUGUCCUGGCUCCAGCAACCGUCAGCCCCAGACCCUGGUCAGCAAGGGCUUCACUCUUUCUCCUGGAAGGCUCAACCUUGAGGUCACUCUGCCUCGCGACGUCUACUUCCAUGGACAACCUAUCGAGGCACAGCUUUCCAUCAACAAUGUGUCCAAGAAGACCGUGAAGAACAUGAAGGCUGAGGUUGUACAGCACGUGGAGGUCACCAUGACCAACACCCACUUCAGCCGAGUUGUGGCUUCACUCGAGUCUCGCGAAGGAUGUCCCAUCACCCCAGGAUGCAACCUCACCAAGACCUUCUCCCUCAACCCUAUUGCCUCCGUCAACAAGCGACGCUUCGGCAUCGCCCUCGACGGCCAAGUCAAGGACCAGGACGCCAACUUGGCAUCCUCUACCUUGGUGGCAGAAGGUAAGAACGUCAACGACGCCUUGGGCAUCAUCGUGUCCUACUCUCUCCGUGUGAAGCUGAACUGCGGCGCCAUUGGCGGUGACCUGACUGCCGACCUUCCUUUCAAGCUGGUGCACCCCGAUCCUGCCUCUGUCAAGGCACCACUGCGCAAGACUCAGUCAACUGACAUUGAAUUCGAGGAAUUUUCUCGCCUGCGCCGUGGUCAGUCCAUUGCUGAGGAGUAAACCUAGCAGGACCCAGAGGAUACUUGGAGAUCAGGCAACAAUAGUUCUCGAAUUCAAGAGUCAAGCAACAUUAUAGCACCUGGGAAAUUGUGAUUAAAGAUUUGCAUAAAAUAUUUAAAUUUUUCAUCGUACAAUUUUACUGGUAGCAUAACAUAACGGAAAUUCAGUAACAUGAGCUAAAUGAUUUCCAAUGUAUCUAUACUCUUGGAUAGUAAAACGUGUUUUUACUCUCCAUUUAUGAAAAUAAAAGUAUUUAAAAAAG
Molecule: messenger RNA, 1376 nt
Organism: Penaeus monodon (black tiger shrimp)
Lineage: Eukaryota; Metazoa; Arthropoda; Malacostraca; Decapoda; Penaeidae
Product: arrestin homolog
Exons: 2
Coding region: 176-1114 (312 amino acids)
Biological process (GO): G protein-coupled receptor internalization; signal transduction
Cellular component (GO): cytoplasm
Molecular function (GO): G protein-coupled receptor binding
Source: RefSeq, a predicted model, not a curated record